Molecule: messenger RNA, 1198 nt
Organism: Helianthus annuus (common sunflower)
Lineage: Eukaryota; Viridiplantae; Streptophyta; Magnoliopsida; Asterales; Asteraceae
Exons: 9
Coding region: 118-1041 (307 amino acids)
Cellular component (GO): chloroplast
Source: RefSeq, a predicted model, not a curated record
GUAAAGGUAUGGUUGAAGGAAUCAAGGGAGGACCCCAGCGACACAUAAACUCGCGGGAUAUCCAGAAAACGGAUGGACGAAACAAGCUAAUUGAGUUGCUUACUCCCUGAUCAAUCAAUGGCGACCGUUCUACCUUCAUCGAUAUCUUCAUACAAACUCUUACAUUCUUCAAACGAUAAUCUUCUCACAAAUUCCACUUCCUGUAUCUAUCCUUCUUCUCUCACCAAUGCCAGAAAGCGCCCCGUCCUCUGCUUCUCAUCCAAGAAGAAAGGAAAACCGGGUUUUUUCGACGUUAUUCUCGACUACAUCGAAGGGGGGCCAAAGUUAAGGAAGUGGUAUGGGGCACCUGAUCUUUAUGCAGAUGAUGGAUCCAAUUUGGAGGAAGCAGAUAAAUCUUCGGAAGAAGAUGAAGUCCGGGAUGCAGUUUUGGUAACUGAUGGUGAUAACGAGAUUGGUCAGACUAUUAUACUGUCUUUAAUUAUCAAACGAAUUAGAGUUAAAGCACUUGUGAAGGACAAGCGUGCCGCAAUGGAAUCAUUCGGUACUUAUGUUGAGUCAAUUUCCGGAGAUCCAAAGGAUUCUUCUUUCUUAAAGAAAUCGCUAAAAGGUGUUCGUGCAGUUAUUUGUCCCAACGAAGGUUUUCUAUCAAAAGCUGAGAGCUUGAAGGGGGUACAACAUGUGGUUAUAUUAUCUCAGUUGUCUGUUUAUAGAGCAAGUAGUGGUGUUCAAGCAAUGAUGAGCAGUAAUGCAAGAAAUCUUGCUGAGCAAGAUGAAUCCACGGUAAUCGCGUCGGGAAUUCCAUACACUAUAGUCCGAACUGGGGUGCUAACUAACGAUCGCGGGGGCAAGCCAGGUUUCAGUUUUGAAAAGGGUUGUACAACAAAUGGAAGCCUUAGCAAGGAAGAUGCCGCAUUCAUAUGCAUCGAAGCUCUUGAUGUAGUGCCAGAAAAAGAACUGGUAUUCGAGGUGAUCUGUGUGAUCCAGGAAAAGUGCAGUAAAGCACUAUCAAGCUCAGAGAAGUGGCUCAGUGUAAAUAAAUGAAUAAAACGUGUUUUGAAAAAUAAAGAUUUCUAUGUGAAAUCAACUUAUUGUAAAUUAUGGGAUUUAUCCCUUAAACUUUGUGUAAUAUAUUAAACGAGCAUAUUUCACGGAUAAAAGAUCCUGUUAUAAAAAGACUUCCGCUGCCGCAUUAAUUAAA